CGCUAAUCUCUUUUUUAGUGGUGACGUCGUGCAGCCUCCCCUUCUGGGUAAUCUAUCCGCAAGCCUUUCUCUUAGCUCUCCAACGACCUCGGAAACAUCCCACCCAUCACACAUCAAGCUGCACUCUUCCGACACCCACAACCCGGCUAUCAGUGCUGUACCCGAUUAUUCAGCAAAGAUGUCUUCGGGAUUUGUCUCCGGAGGCACGAUUGAGCACCCCAAAGAGCGCGAUGACGAGUGGCGGCGCGCGCAGCAGGAGCUUGAGGAAAAGCGGCUGUUGAAGGAGAAAGAAGGGCAGCAGGACGGGGGAAAGAGCUUGUUUGAGGUCCUACAGGCGAAUAAAGCCGCUAAGCAGGAAGCUUUUGAAGAGGCAACACGACUCAAAAACCAGUACCGCGCCCUCGAUGACGACGAAGCGGAGUUCCUCGAUUCGGUGCUCGAAGCUACUAGGCAGAAGGAGGCGGAGGUGAAGAAGGAGACACUGGAGCAGCUAGAUGCAUUCCGAAAGCGGCAAGAGGAGGCGGAGAGGAAGGCGCUGGAGGAGGAGAACACGGAGCCCCCGAAAGAAGAUGAGGCGCAGUGGGUUGCGCAUGGGAGGAAGAGGAAGAAAGGCCGUGAGCUGCUCAAGGGUGUGAAGCUGAGGCGGGUAAGCUCGGCGGCAGAGGACACGGCGGCGGCGAGGAAGACUAUCCAGGCAGAGAGCAGGAAAGAGGAGAAGAAACCGUCUGCUGCCGCUGAGAAGCCUCAACCACCUGCUCAAGCCAGCCCAGUCAAGCCUACGUCCGCCUCGCCUCCGUCUAAGCCGUCGAAUGCUCUCGCCUUAGGCCUAGGAUAUGCCUCUUCCGAUGACGACGGUUGAACUCAUCGUCAUGUAGGAAUGGUAUGAUUCUCAGGAAGCAGUAUGCGACUGUGCCGCAUGCCCGAAGCUGAUUGGACGUUUCUACCCGCCAGCCACAUCCACCUA
Messenger RNA from Trematosphaeria pertusa, 964 nucleotides. RefSeq lists its product as uncharacterized. NCBI's taxonomy places the organism in Eukaryota, Fungi, Ascomycota, Dothideomycetes, Pleosporales, Trematosphaeriaceae. The transcript has 3 exons. The record is from RefSeq and is a predicted model, not a curated record. The coding region runs from base 179 to 859 and encodes 226 amino acids. Gene Ontology annotation, cellular component: nucleus.